AUGGGCCGUAUUGUUACGCUCUCCGCACUUGCCCUUCUGUGCAGUCAUGCGGUCCAGGUGGCUGCUAUUCCGCCGUUUGUACCACAAGCCAAUACGCUGAAGCAGGUGCUGCUAGGUGGCUUGGAUUCGUUUCAGCCUGUGCCCUCUUCUGCAGUUGGGGAUGAUUCCGACCAUGGCGAUGCCGUCUACGUCACCCAGGAUGCUACGGACAGGAACACCCAAACAAUGAGACCGCCGUCAUGGUUCACCUCGACGCUGAUGGCGCGCCGUCUCCUCGCCCUCUCCACCACCGGCACCGUCUCCUCCAUCUUCCCCGAUCAUCCAGCGAACGGUCACACCCCCGAGGCCGUGGCCGGCCUCUCCAUCAGCCUCCCGGAGUACAUUGCCGACUGCGACGAAUCCCUCCCCACGAGCGACAGUAGCAGUAGCAACAGCAACGACAACGGCGGCGAGGGCAACCCAACCCUCCUCGCCCUCCGCGUCUCAACCACCUUCCGCAACACCGCCGCCGGCUCCAACAUCAGCCUCGCCAUCGACUGGUGGGACCACCUCGACCAAACCCAGCCCAUCGCCCCGGGCUUCCCUCGCAGCGAGGCCGGCCUGCCACGCGUCACGCUGAUCGGGUACGCCGAGCCAUUCGCGACCCCUGUGCCCGACGACACGCAGGCCGCGCUCGAGGCGUGCUACCUGGCCGCGCAUCCGGACGCGGAGGUCUGGCUGCCCGGAAAGCCCGGCUCGCCGCACGCGAGUUUCUGGGCCCGCAUGGUCGUCACGCAGGUGUAUUGGAUCGGAGGCUUUGGGGGCUUCCAGCAGAUCGGGUGGAUGAAUGUUACGGAGUGGAAGGGCAUUCGGCGGCAGCGGAGUCUGCCGGGGAUUGGGGAUGGGCGGGGAUGGGAGGAUGUCAGGCUGCCUGGGGAGAAGGAGUAG
This is a messenger RNA of Aspergillus clavatus NRRL 1, 927 nucleotides long. RefSeq lists its product as uncharacterized. NCBI's taxonomy places the organism in Eukaryota, Fungi, Ascomycota, Eurotiomycetes, Eurotiales, Aspergillaceae. The record is from RefSeq and is a predicted model, not a curated record. The coding region runs from base 1 to 927 and encodes 308 amino acids. The transcript has a single exon.